AUGGUGUUCUCCUUGCAGGGUCCGAAAGAUGUUUUGCCCGUGUCUGCACUCGUAUUACUGGCUGUGGAAAACACUGGACUUCACAUGAAAAAUUAUGAAAAAAAACCCUGCCUUGUUUGUG
Molecule: messenger RNA, 121 nt
Organism: Dentiscutata erythropus
Lineage: Eukaryota; Fungi; Glomeromycota; Glomeromycetes; Diversisporales; Gigasporaceae
Source: the annotation of a GenBank genome assembly